CUGCUGCUUAGCAAAACGGGUAAAAACAAAAUUGCAAUCAUUGAUGCAUCACCCAGAGAAUCCCCAAAUUUCCUGUGGAGGAAUCCUCUCGGCCUCUCUCCAGCUUGCUUCCAAAAGUUGCAAAACUACGGAGGGCGUCUGGGCAGGCGCUGGCAACAGCACUCCUGAGUCCGAGCUCCCACCCAGAGGACACGAGGUUGCAGAACAGCCGGAUCGGGUGGAAGGGCCGCCCGUUUCUUCGUAGCCUCCAAGGGAGCGGAAACAAAAAAAACGAAACCAAAACCUGCCUGCUCGCUCCUCUCCCCAUCGCCUGCGUUCCGCUGGCUGUGGGCUCCCUGCGGCCACCGAGGGCGCGUCUCUCCUCCGCCAUGGCAUCAGUUUUGAAUGUCAAGGAAUCCAAAGCUCCUGAAAGAACAGUUGUAGUUGCUGGUCUUCCAGUUGACCUUUUUAGUGAUCAGUUAUUGGCCAUAUUAGUGAAGAGCCACUUCCAAGACAUUAAGAAUGAGGGUGGAGAUGUUGAAGAUGUGAUAUAUCCGACAAGAACCAAGGGAGUUGCAUAUGUAAUAUUCAAAGAAAAAAAAGUUGCAGAGAAUGUCAUCAGACAAAAGAAACACUGGCUAGCAAGGAAGGCUAGACAUGCUGAACUCACAGUCUCUCAUUUUAGUGACAAGAUCUUCAUCUCUGUAAAUGCCAUCCUUGAUCUUUCUGUUUUUGGGAAAGAAGUUAUUCUAGAAACUCUGGUAAAGGACCUGAAAAAAAAAAUCCCGAGUUUAAGCUUCAGUUCUUUGAAACCCAGUGGAAGAAUCUCCGUGGAAGGAUCAUUUCUGGCUUUCAAGAGGCUCAAAGAGUCUUUGCUAGUAAGAGCAUAUUCUCUCUUAAAAAAAGACAGAAAUUUUACCAGUGAGGGGAGAAAGUGGAAUAGACAAAAUCCCCAAAGGAAUCUACAGAGAAGUAGUAACUCUAUGGCGUCAGUCAGGGCCUUAGUACCUGAGACUGCUAGAAGUGGAGAAAUGCUUGUGCUUGACACAGAUGUUUUUCUUUACCUGAAACACAAGUGUAGAUCUUAUGAAAGCACACUGAAAAAAUUCCACAUUCUGAGUCAGGAGAAAGUGGAUGGUGAAAUCACCACAAUUUGUCUAAAAAACGUUCAAGUUGGUUCUCAGCCAAACAAUGUAAAACAUGUAAAAGAGUUCAUUGAGGAAUGGUCACAUGCUCUUUACUUAAAGCUUAGAAAAGAGACAUUUAUUUUGGAAGGAAAGGAAAAUAGAGAGAAAAGAAUGAUCAAAAGGGCAUGUGAACAAUUAAGUUCGAGAUACCUUGAAGUCCUGAUUAACGUUUAUAGGACACACAUUGACAUUAUAGGAUCUUCUUCUGACACUUACCUGUUUAAAAAAGGGGUCAUGAAAUUAAUAGGGCAAAAGGUUAGUUAAUAAAAUCUCAGCAAUAUAGCCAUAAGGGCUGCUUUCUCUUGCUGAGCAGUGACCAUUAUCAUGAAUGAGGCUAGCUUUACACACACCCUAUCUCAUUAAUCCUUAUGCUCAUCCUUCUUUGUCAGUGUUGACUAUCCUCAUGUUAUAGCAGAAGAAACUAGGAUUUGGAGAAGUUAAAACACUUUUCUGAAGUUAUCCAGUUGACAAGGAAUGAGGCUGUGGCUUAGCCCAGUCUAUCUGAUUACACAGAUAAUCACAGAUAAUAUCUAAGGAAUAAACCUUUGAAAAAAACUCACCAAACUUUUUUUUUUUUUUUAAUUUGAGAUGGAGUCUUGUUCUGUCGCCCAGGCUGGAGUGCAGUGGCGUGAUUUCGGCUCACUGCAACGUCCACCUCCUGGGUUCACGCCAUUCUCCUGCCUCAGCUUCCGGAGUAGCCGGGACUACAGGUGCCCAUCACCACGCCCGGCUAAUCUUUUUGUAUUUUUUUAGUAGAGACGGGGUUUCACCGUGUUAGCUAGGAUGGUCUCCAUCUCCUGACCUCGUGAUCUGCCCGCCUCGGCUUCCCAAAGUGCUGGGAUUACAGGCGUGAGCCACCGCGCCCAGCAAACUCACCAAACUUUGAAGGAAUCUUACUUUCUCUGUAACUCCAAAUUAUUAGAGAAUAAUAAUUAUUAAGAAGUAGCCUUAACAUAUGAGAAGAUUGAAAGGUGAUUAUUAUGCCAUGGGUAAUUUCUUAACAUUUACAGUUUGUGUUUACUCCAUGUAGAAUUAGAAUACUGGCAAAAAUCACUGGGGAAACUACUUAGAUGGAAAGCAUAUCUUAUGCAGGUAAUCAUUAUUUGACUAAAUUCUAUUGUUUCAAGGCUGCUGGCCACAUAGGAUGUUUUUACUACUACUUUUUUAGCCUAAGUGCUUACAUAAAAUGGUGAUUCUGCUAUAAUUGUGCAAGUUGAUAAUAUUAAUUGAGUCAUUCUUGUCACACCCAACUAAAACAGAGUCAAGAAGCUAGGGGGAAAACGUGCUUGGGACACAUAAUAUUGCUCCGAGAAUGUAAUUCUCUGUGAGCCUGGCUACUGAAACUGCUUGCUGUAACUUGAGACCAGUUUUGUCUAUAGCUGCUGAGAUAACUUGCUGUAACUCUAGGACUAAUUUUGCCUAUGGCCAUUGCCCACCAGUUGGAGCUUGCCAGCUCCCCAGAGCUUUACUAAUACCAAUGAACUUUCUCUUAAGACCAUAAGUUGGCCAGGCGUGGUGGCUCACGCCUGUAAUCCCAGCACUAUGGGAGGCUGAGUGGGUGGAUCACAAGGUCAGAAGAUUGAGACCAUCCUGGCUAACAUGGUAAAACCCUGUCUGUACUAAAAAUACAAAAAUUAGCCAGGCAUGGUGGUGGGUGCCUGUAGUCCCACCUACUCGGGAGGCUGAGGCAGGAGAAUGGCGUGAACCCGGGAGGUGGAGCUUGCAGUGAGCCAAGAUCGCACUACUGCACUCCAGCCUGGGUGACAGAGCAAGACUCCGUCUCAAAAAAAAAAAAAAAAGACCACAAGUAACAUUCUUAGUUUUAAAUAAAAUCCUCAACCUUCUCUUUGUUUGUUGGACAUACUAAAGAUCACCUAGAAUUGAAAUUCUUUCUUCUCAAAUAAAACAUUAAAUUUAGAGUUUUGUGUCUACAUUUUCAUUUUGACUUUGAUAUACAUGAUGUCAGAAGUGGGAUACAAAGCUGACUCACCUCACGGAGAAUCACUGGCCUUUGGAGUUAUGGCAUGAGGUACCCAUAUUGGGGCUCUUUGAACCCCCCACGCCCCCACCACUUUCACAGGUUAUCCUUUUCUCCCUCCAGUGAGUAUCUCUUGGACAGAAUUCUCAGAUAUGGUUUGAGUUCUGUUUUAUUUGGGAUAUGAUUAGGGAGAGGUCUUUCCCCCUCUUGUUUGGUAGAUCUGUUGGGUAGAAUUAUUUUCCCCCUGUUGACCUCAGCUGCGAGGUUUGGACCUUGAGGCUUGGAUGAGGGAAUUUUUCCCUUUCUUUGGAGAAGGCUUAUCAUUCUUACUGGUAAGCAUGUAUUUUAUUUUCUGUCUGGACUUGUAUUUAUUUGGCCUUUGUGUAUUCAGUGCUUGCAUUUACUUGGCUUUUGCAUAGUUGACAUUAAAUCAGAGCACCCACGAAAUGAGCUCUCAAAGUUCAAAGGCAUGCCAGAAUAUUUUCUGGAACUCCAGCUAGUAACAUAUUCAAACAUUACAGGGAUCAUUUAGUCUGUUUUUCUUAAAACUGAACUAAAAGAUGGAGGCUAUAAAAUCAUACACUCCAAAUAAGAUAUGUAUAUUUCAUUGAUAUCUUGAGGCUAAAAAGAAUAAAAACAAAACAAAAUACAUUCAGGAUACAAAUACUGCUUUGUUAAAAAAUACUGUCUCAAAGGUGGCUGAAACUUUUUCUUUCCUAGACCUUUCCCCUCCCCUUCUUACAGUAUCCCCUCUUUAUCCUUCUCUAAACAGCUAUUCUAACAUACUACUUAAAUAAAAACACUUGAAAACCAGCAGAUAUAAAACAAAGUCAUUUUGACCUUCCAAUUUUUUUUUUUUAAAGCAAAGAUUAAAUUCCCAUGUAAAACCUUCCUCCCUAUACAAAAAAGAAUGGCAGCAUUCUUAUCUUCAAUGGCAAAGAAUUGAGUCCAAGAAAAUACUGUAUAAACCUUGUUAAAAAUCACUCUUGUCUUUUGAUCCUACUCACAUAAUUCAGCACACUUUCACAGUUAACUAUUUUUUGUUCAAUUUAGUGCACUGGUGAGUGACUUAAACUGCUUUAUCCCAAAUUUGAUUCACAACCUUUAUAAGAUUGCCUGUUAAAAAAGCUUAAAACUUAUCUUUAGCCCAUUUUGUCAGAAAAAUAAUUUGCAUCUAAUCAUUUUUAUAAACUGGUGAAUUUAUAUAUUUUACUAUAUCAUGACUAAAAUUCUAAAAUAAAAGUUCUAAUAUCUUUAUGUAUAUGUGUUUAAAUAUGUUUAUGUGUAUGUACAUAUAUUAUGUUAUAUGUUGUAUCUACAUAAAAUCUGGUGUAGUCAGCCAGAAAUCCCUUAAGAAAUUUUAUUCUGAUUGGUUUAAAUAAAUGAGCACUCAUAUAAAAUGUAUGGUAAUUAACCCCCAAUUUCUUUUAGCUGAUGUGACUUAAGUAAAUCUUUGAUAAAUUAAUUGGUUUUAAAAUUGUGGAUAAAAUAAAAUUAGAAAUGUCUUCAAAA
This is a messenger RNA of Symphalangus syndactylus (siamang), 4656 nucleotides long. It is a transcript of the gene RBM43, whose product is annotated as RNA binding motif protein 43. The record is from RefSeq and is a predicted model, not a curated record. Gene Ontology annotation, molecular function: RNA binding. Lineage: Eukaryota; Metazoa; Chordata; Mammalia; Primates; Hylobatidae.